Molecule: messenger RNA, 1917 nt
Organism: Colletotrichum chrysophilum
Lineage: Eukaryota; Fungi; Ascomycota; Sordariomycetes; Glomerellales; Glomerellaceae
Exons: 1
Coding region: 1-1917 (638 amino acids)
Source: RefSeq, a predicted model, not a curated record
AUGCCGUCGCUCGCGCAAAAGCACCAGUUCAUCCUGCCGCAUCCAGGUGCAACAACGACGUCUGUCUCAAGCCCGGUGCGCCCUCAAAAGAGGCGACUUUCCAGCGUUGACGCCUCUUGCGCGCCAAAUGUUACCUUCAUCAACGCCAACAGUGAGCAGCCUGUGAAGCGGGCAAAGCAGGAGAGCAGCAGCCCUCUCAUUGCUGACAUUCCUGCCUGCGAUAUGGCUACGCCACCAUCGGCGCCUGCGCCUGCUCCUGUGGCUGUGUCUGGGCCUGCACCAGAGUCCAAGCCUGUUCCCGCGGUGACUAACGACAUGGAAGACGCGUGCGACGCGAUCCAGUACCAGUUUGGUCUGGAGAUCUUGCUCAAGCACAACGAGCUGAGGCUAAUCAACCAAGAGCUGGCCAAAUGCCAGGUCGCCCUUGAGCAGCUUCGCCGAUGCCAUUUGAUUCCUUAUCCUACCACCUGCCCCACUCCGGCGCAGAUGCUGGAUAUCAGCAGCGGCAAGGGUCCCUCUCUGCGGAAUCGCCCGGGAGAGCCCGUCCCUCAGUGGGCGGCGCCUUUUGGAGUCGUCGAUGGUCCUUACGCCCGACACUACGCCAAGUGGCUCAUCCCUGAUCCCAAGUUUGACGGCAUGCUGCCUGAAUGGUAUCCCGUGCUUGACACGGCCCGUAGCAGAGGCUCAGCUGAGGGACGAACGACGAGAAACAGCAUGUCUGACCUCUCAAGCGCGAACAAGAACCGGCCGGUUCGAGGUGCGGCUGGACAGAAGCUCCAGUCGCUGUCCAGUGGUUACCCUCAACCUAAGGAGAAGGCUGGGCCUUGUGUUCUGAAGCGCUCCGAUGGCCAGACCGUGAAGCUCGUCUGCUUGGACUGCAACCGAGAAAACUUCAGUAGCACGCAGGGUUUCAUCAACCAUUGCCGCAUCGCUCACAGGAGAGACUACAAGAGCCACGAGGAGGCUGCCGUGUCCUGCGGCCAACCGAUCGAGGUCAACGAAGGUGGUGGCGUCGUUGGGGAGGAAAAGCCCCCGCCGCCAGCUCCCGCUGUCGCUCCAGGUCUUGUUCACCCGUUUGCCCAGUCCGACAUGUCUACUCAGCAAGCCUACGUUUCUUUGCGCUCAAGGAUCGCAGAUUCGCUCAAGCUGUACCGUGAUGGCAAGCUGCCUGGUGUGACGAGCAUUCCCACUGUUCCGAACGCUGAGUCCGCGAGACCCGCCGUUCAGAACGGGGAGAACUUCGUCGGUUCGGCUGAUGUCCCCUUCCUUUCGCGCCUCAUGCAGAGCAGGAACUUUAACGGCAACCUCCGUGAAAUCGUUGGCGAUGCUAAGGAGAAGAUGUCGUUGGAUGAUGUUUCUUCGCCAGGAGAGGAUUCGGAAGAAGCCGAGGGUGGUCUCAGCACUCCAACUGGUGACGCUGGGUCAGCCGUUCGUGUUCCUUCCACUGCCAUGCGUGUUCCAGCAAGAGCCGUCAUGUCUCCUGUCGUCCCGGCGCCGACAAGGCCGACGAGCAGCAAGGGCAGGGCGACUCACUCGGGCUUCGCAUCGCCGCCUAUGAGCAGUCCUGACAAGGACGAAGGGCCACGACUGAUGAUGAUGGGCGACGAGGACGUCGACAUGGUAGACCUGAGCCCCAACACCAUGGUCAGCAACAACGCGCCUUCACUCGUCAGCGACGACGGCGAGUACGACGACUCAGAUGAUGGCUCAGACUCCGGCGUGAGCGACCGCAUGGAUGCCGAGUCGGUGUCUGAUGUGGCCGAGAUCACUCUCGAUGAGGAUCAUGAGGGUCGACCUCUUCACCACCGGGGAUCUAGUGGCUCUGGCACCACCAUGCGUCUGAAGAAGGACGAGAACAAGCACGUCACCUUCGUUAGCCCUGUCAACAACAGCGCGAAACGAGCCCGAAAAGUUUAG